AUGGCCGGCCUUGGUAUUGCUUUGGCUGACUGUCAGCCAUCCGUGCCCUCUGACUACCAGACAUCCUCGUCUCAGCUUAGUAGCAGCGACGAUCCAUCAGAGCCGACGUCUCGUUUCUCAGGAACGACGUUGCAGGACUUGGAAACAACCCCCAGCCACUCUGAUAUUUCCAGCGUUCGCUCCUCACAUUUCACCAACGGCGAUAAUUCUGGUGUUGACCACGGCCGUGCUAAUGUAGCAAGCUUCGCGCCUGGUAUCCUCGGGCCUCUUGUCUCUCAAGACUAUCCAUCGCCUUCAGAGGGGAAUGCUGCGCAAUCAGGUUUUGUGCGGUCAAACACUCUACACAAUUUCCGCGAGUCUCAGACCAGGAAUGCCUCUGACCUCAGAUUGCUCAUGGGCAACGCAAACGCUCGACUCAAGUCUGGAGCUGUCGUGCGCCCUACCCAUUCCAGGCAGCCUUGCGGAGCAGUAGACCGAGAUCCUCUGGCCGACCCGGUGUCUCUGGAACAAGCGAAGUCUCGCGCGCGCAUUGAUGUGGACAUCGUUCUGGAAAGCAAUGCUUGUGUCCAAGGCGAUUUUCUCCGGGGUUAUGUCAAGCUUCGGGUACGCAAGCGGUCAAGAAAGGAAUUGCCCAUGCUACUCGCUGGGGGCAAAGUACGCGUCGUGGGGUUUGAAUGCAUUCCCAGUCAAGACGAACGCCAUACAUUCUACCAAUGCGCCUCACCCCUCUCUGAGAUUACCGACCAACUGCACCGUAUAUACGAGAAACCUGCGGGUGCGGACGGAUUCGCGCCAGCCAUUGAAGGUGUUCAUGUACUUCCCUUUGCGAUGAGGCUACCUGCCGACGGCACUUGUGGUACACCAAAGGGUGUGUUGAGUGUUCACUCUGGUGUCGCAGUUCAGUAUGUUGCGAUGGUAUCCAUCAAGGUUAAGAACCCAAAGAACGGCAAACGUUCCAUCGCUCAUUUUUAUCGGCAUUGCGAGAUAUGGCCGCGCCUCAGCCCAUCCGUUGUGCUCCUUCCUGCAGCGAGACCUCUCCAGUCGGCCACCAGCAAGAGCCUUUCUAUGCUGGGUAGCGCCAACAAAGUCAAGCUCACUGGCCUCCUGCACAGACUGACCUGGGUAGCGGGACAGCGGUGCUACGUCACUGUCGCUGUCGUAAACGAGACGAAAAAAACUAUUAGGACUCUCACACUUACGUUGAUUCGAAGUACCACCAUUUUCAAACCGAAGCCUGCUCUAGAUACUGGAAACGCUCGUACCCUGGAUCCAGACUCCUGUCAAACAACAACGAUGCACAAGGUGCUCGCCGAGACAUUUCUGCAGAUGGCCCACCGGGGGACUAAAGGACAUGCUAGUGCGAAAGGGUGGUGGACAGGUGUAGCACCUGGACAGGAACUCACUUUCUCACACUACAUCCUUCUACCGCCAGAGGCAUUAUCUGUCACACGGAACCGUCUGCUUGAAGUCGAAUACAUCAUCCGAAUCACUCUGAGCGCCGGGUCUUUGACUCCGGACAUCCACGUCACUUUGCCAAUACGCAUUAUCAAUUUCCUGUCUAUUGAUCCCAUCCCUCGUGACCCAACUCAAUCAUCCAGCGGAGCCCAUGUUCGCCCGUUACAACGUCGACGAUCCAUCGAUGGAUCUUUGGACGCUAGGAAUGUUGCUAGUAACUGCUGGCCCACAUCGAAACAGCACGGACCCCCAGGAACUCUCCACAGCCGGAGCAGCACUCUGUAUACCCAUGGAGAUGGAGACGAGGAUUUUCUCCGCCUUCUGCAGCCUCCGCAGAGAUCCCAUAUAUCCAAACGUCUGCCUCACAAGCCAAGCGCUCAACUACAUGUCAUGAAUCCGGACACCUGCUCCGAGUCGUCGCUCAUAGUGACGGAGCCGAACGAACCAGAGCACUCGGACGACAGCGUGUAUUCCUCAGGUUUUUCCUCGCACCCAGCUAGCAUGGACAGUCUAGCUUCCUCGUCUGAGGCAGAUUUCGGAGCCACGGAUCUCGACGACGCUAACUCGGAUGAGGAAGUUGGCCGCGUUGUUGAAUCCACGCAACUUGACCUGGACGAGGACGAGGACACUGCCACUUCCACUAUAGCCGGUCCAGAAUACGGCGCAUGCGCUAGGAAGGUGAGCGUUCCCCGUCCAUCGGGUCCUCGUGUCGGAGGUCUCCUCAAGCCGGGCAGCAAGCAGUACCGUGAGGCUCAUCGUCGGAUGCUUGAUGCCCUGAACAGAGACGGGAGUGUCACACGGCACCCGCAGACGCAGGAUUCGGAACAGCGGGUGGCAAUGACCUCCUGUGUUCCGCGGGCCCAAGGGAGGACAGACUACGUCGCUGCGGUGGCUGACUAUGCGUCUGCUGGCUUAUCACGGUCCCACGGAAUGCCAGAAGACCCUGCCCUCGACGGUCCAGGUGCCAGCGCAGCAACAGAGCAUGUCGGCGACGGCGGCGAUGUCACCCCCAAAAUUGCGCACGUCUCUGCAACAGAGAUGCAUGCAGUGCCUCAGAUUGCGAUCCAACCCCUCCGCCCAGCGCGUCAUCCCAAUAGAAUGAUACCGGUGAAGUUGCCGGGGCCCUCCAUGGAGCCCAGCGCCGGUGCGGAGUAUACGAUUGGUCAAGCUUUCGGAUGCCCUCAUCUCUACGGAGAAGAUGAGCCGUUCCCUCCCUCUGUUAGAGGGUCCCGCCGACUUCCGAAUCCUCCCACCAGCAUCUUGGGUUCCGAUCUGCCACCAUCAGUAUCCGAUCUGCACGUAGCUCCGGCCACACAAGACAACUCGGACGGACCUGCUUCCAAUCAAUAUGCUGUGAUGUCUGCGGCCGUAAGGGGGACCUCGAGCGGAUGUACUCCCACCGAUGACUCCGCGCCUGCGCCUGCUAGUGUGCUAGCCAAGCCGCACGCUCAAAUGUCGGACCGGGCCCAGCAGCCGACAUCCCUUGAUAUCAGCUCCGCGACCCGCGGAGGCAUGUGCGAGCCCACGUCCACAGCCACUCUCGCUCGCAUCCCAAACGCCCACCUCGGUCUCAAUCACGAUCCUUCCCGCCAGCCUGAACUUGAUCGCACGUACGGGCAGCCACACGCUUCUCUUGGGCAGGACUUGGCAGAUGCCGGGCGGCCUUCGGCGAACAUGCGCCGCACUAGUACGUCACAAAGCGGCAGCAGCACUUCGAGUGGCGUACGCGAGCGUAUUGCUGAGCUGGAGGUGCGAGUGCAGAGUGCUUGCAAGGAUGGCAGUGCAUACGUCUAA
Messenger RNA from Postia placenta MAD-698-R-SB12, 3249 nucleotides. RefSeq lists its product as hypothetical. NCBI's taxonomy places the organism in Eukaryota, Fungi, Basidiomycota, Agaricomycetes, Polyporales, Adustoporiaceae. The record is from RefSeq and is a predicted model, not a curated record. The transcript has 3 exons. Bases 1 to 3249 code for a protein of 1082 amino acids.